AUGAUUCGAUUGGAAAGGGAAAAUAUGCCCAAAACCAUAAUUUUUUGUACCACAAUGCAAGAUGUGGCCAAAUUGAGUGGACAUCUUCUUGGAAUACUUGGUGCCGAUGGCUAUGUUACUGACAAGCCUUGUGUGCCAGCGAACCGACUGCUUGGAAUCUAUCAUUCCAUGACCUGGCCAAAGUACAAGGGUAGAGUAACUGAUUCCUUCAAGCAAAAUAGUGGCUGUGUUAAGGUUGUGGUUGCAACCUCUGCGUUUAGUAUGGGGGUCAACUUCCCAGAUGUAAAAUUUGUCAUACACAUUGGUCCCGCAUGGAGUACAGUUGAUCACAUUCAGGAGGCAGGACGGGCAGGUCGUAAUGGAAAACCUGCACACAAUGUGAUCAUUUAUCACGGCAAUCAACUCUCACAAUGUGAUAAGGCAGUCAAAACGUUCUGUAAGACAGACACUUGCAUACGCAAGGCCUUGUUUGAAGAGUAUGCUGCUGUGGAAAGUUUAACAUGUCUGCAUGACUGCUGUAGCAACUGUGAGAAGAAGUGUUUAUGUGGCUGGGGUGAGUGCAAGCGACAGGCAUUUCCUUUUGACAACCCCAUGGGAUCUUUGCAAUCCAAGAGUACUAUAACAACCCAGAGAACUGUAAAUGCUGAGGAUCGCAAUGUUCUCCAUCAAGCCUUAACUGAGUCGCAGAGCAAUUUGAAUGGUCCCACAUUGUCAGUGUUUGGAUCUUCUAGUGCUCAUGGAUUUUCC
Molecule: messenger RNA, 747 nt
Organism: Porites evermanni
Lineage: Eukaryota; Metazoa; Cnidaria; Anthozoa; Scleractinia; Poritidae
Source: the annotation of a GenBank genome assembly